Messenger RNA from Paraphaeosphaeria sporulosa, 1554 nucleotides. RefSeq names its product U4/U6 small nuclear ribonucleoprotein-like protein Prp4. Lineage: Eukaryota; Fungi; Ascomycota; Dothideomycetes; Pleosporales; Didymosphaeriaceae. The coding region runs from base 1 to 1554 and encodes 517 amino acids. Gene Ontology annotation, molecular function: protein binding; U6 snRNA binding; U4 snRNA binding. The record is from RefSeq and is a predicted model, not a curated record. Gene Ontology annotation, cellular component: U4/U6 x U5 tri-snRNP complex. The transcript is spliced from 2 exons. Gene Ontology annotation, biological process: mRNA splicing, via spliceosome.
AUGAGCAUGCACCCGUCGCGGCAGGCGUACGUGGAGGAGGGCGCAGAGGAUGUGCCUAUGGAGGGAAUCGAUCUGGCCAAUGUACCCAUCGACCGAAACCACUUCAUGCCAUCGGACACACCUGGCGGCGGGAACGAGCGAGCAUCAGACAUUCUGGGCCAGUUCGAGCGCAAGAAGCGAGCGCAGCAAAUUCUCGUCCCAACCGCCGAUCGCGACAUCAAACUCAAACUCCGCUCCCUGGGCGAGCCUAUCACCCUCUUUGGCGAAGGCUCUUCAGAGCGCCGCGACCGACUACGCGCUAUCUUGUUUGAGCAGCUGGAAGCUGGAGGCGAAGAUGUGGACAUCCAGAUGCAGGAGGCGGAUGAGGCGCCGGGCGAGGGCGAUGAGGAGUUCUACACACAGGGUACUGCGCUACUGCUGGACGUACGCAGAGACAUGGCCAAAUACUCGCUACAGCGCGCAAAGGACCGAGUUGCCUUCCAGCGACGGGAGUCAACCAUACCACUCAAGACGCACAUUGACUUUCGCAAUAAGAUCAAGGACCGUUUGAAAGGAUUCGAACUCUACGGAUCGCAGACGUCGGAUCGACCAGUCAGCAUCGUGCGAUUCUCGCCCAACGGUCAAUAUGUCGCCUAUGGAAAUUGGGGAGGGCAGGUUCGGCUACUUGAGGUGCCCAGCUUGGACCAAAAGAAAGCGUACCGGGGCGGUCAUACCGAGCGAACUACAGGUAUCGAUUGGGUGCCAGGUGCUACGCUGCCUGGCUCGGUCGUUUCCUCGUCAAGCGCCAAUUUUGCGUCUGGUGGAGCAGGCGGAAAGGUCCAACUCUGGUCGCUCGACGAUGACAAGCCAUUACGAACCCUGGAAGGCCAUGCCGACCGAGUGUGUCGAGUAGCAUUCCACCCGUCUGGACGCUAUCUUGCAUCCGCCUCCGACGACACUACCUGGCGCCUUUGGGACGUGAACACCGGCCAGGAAGUACUCAUCCAGGAGGGUCAUUCAAAGGAAGUCUACACCGUCAGUUUCAAUCAGGACGGAUCACUCGUGGCAAGCGGUGGUCUGGACAGCAUUGGGCGGGUAUGGGAUGUUCGAAGCGGGCGCGUCAUCUUCUUGAUGGAAAGCCACAUCAAGCCCAUCUACGGUCUUGACUGGAGCACCGAUGGGCAUCGACUUUUGUCAGGUUCAGGAGACGGUUUUAUGAGGUGCUGGGAUGUACGAGCCAUGCGAGAAACAAAUGCCAUUGCCGCAAAUACCGGGGGUGUUACGGAUCUUCGAUGGUAUAAGGGCACUGACGGUCCUUUGGACGGUGUCCCAUUACAAGACAACGGAGAUGGAGAGCUGGUGCCGAAGAAAGCUUCUACCUUUGUCAUCUCCUCAGGAUUCGACAAGAACAUUCAGAUCUUUUCAGCCGACGACUGGGCGCAUUGCAGGACACUGCAAGGCCAUUCGCAGGCGGUAUUCAGCACCGACGUCACCAGCAACGCGGACUGGAUCGUCAGCGGCGGGAAAGACCGCACGGUGAAGUUGUGGGCGAGAGAUGACAACGAAGGAAUAUGA